Molecule: messenger RNA, 594 nt
Organism: Linderina pennispora
Lineage: Eukaryota; Fungi; Kickxellomycota; Kickxellomycetes; Kickxellales; Kickxellaceae
Exons: 4
Coding region: 1-594 (197 amino acids)
Source: RefSeq, a predicted model, not a curated record
AUGCCCGUGUAUACCUGCCGUGAAUGCCAAGUCGUCUUCGAUAGCAAAAUCUGGUACGAAGGCCACUUGCUGCGCACACACGAUACCCCUAUCGAGAAUGCGCACCCCAAGCCUGAGGAUCUCUCUACAUCGCCUGCAUCGUCAACUGACUCUACGCUGAUGGAGCAGGCGCACAAGGCACCGCUGAACCGCUGCGCACUGCAAUUGCGAAACCGCGAGGCACUGCUGCGUGAUUUCCUCAACCGCGACGACACACUGGGCUCCGACCUCAUCCUGGCUAACAAGCACGGGCUUACAGACAACGCCCAGCGCAACCUGGAGGCCGUUGCAGCAAUUCUGGCUGCCCAGGCCGGUAUGCCGGCGCCCGCUGGUAUUCAGCCGGCUGCGCAGCAUGCAGUGGCCACAUUCGCGGCCCAGCCCGUUGUGGUGCAGACGCACGCGCCUGCGCCUAUUGUAGUGCAAACCCACGCGCCUGCACCUAUCGUGGUGCAGACACAAGAGGCUGCACCUGUGUUCCAGGUGCCCGAGACUGCUGCAAUCAUUCCAGGCCGGUUUACCGCCAUCUUGCGCUGCACACUGCCUAUUGCGCUUUAA